GGUAACAGGUAUGGAGAGAGUGAGAGAGGAGGUAACUGAAUUAUGGAGAGAGAGAGGGAGGGAGGAGGUAACUGAACUAUGGACUUGACUUGGUUGGUAUGUAGCUGCAGUAUUGUGUGUGUACAGACUCUGGCUGGUGUCGGUACUGAAGCUGCAGCACGAUGAGUUUAACUUGUGAGGAGAGAAAUAAUGCUGUGGAGCUGAAGGAAGGUGUCUACAACCAAACUUUCCAAAACGAUGAAGAGAAAGCUGAGAAAGUAAACGUAAGCAGCGAGCUGGAGCAGGGAACCUCGGUGCUGAAUGGUACAGGUGGAGAGGAAAGUGCUUAUACUCAGAUUAAACCGUACGCUGGCAUGCCCAAAGAAGUGCUGCUCUUAUACUCCAGCAAGGCUCGGUACCGUUUACCCAGAGAAAUCCUCUUCUGGAUGAUAGUGGCAUGUACACUGGCACUGACGGCCCUAACCAUCACUGUCAUAGCACUGUCUCCCCGCUGCCUCAGCUGGUGGCAAACCAGCCCCAUCUACCAGAUCUACCCGAGAUCAUUCAAAGACUCGGACGGAGACGGUAUUGGAGACCUCAAAGGUAUCAAAGAAAAGCUGAACCAUUUCCAGUUCCUAAACAUCAAAGCAAUCUGGAUCAGCCCCUUCUAUAAGUCUCCCAUGAAGGACUUCGGCUAUGAUGUGGAAGACUUCAGGGCUGUUGAUCCUCUGUUUGGAACUAUGGAGGACUUUGAUGACCUGCUGGCCAGCAUGCAUAGCAUGGGUCUGAAGUUGAUCAUGGAUUACAUUCCCAACCACACCAGUGACAAGCACGUCUGGUUCCAGCUAAGUCGUAAUCGCACCGAUUACUAUUCUGACUUCUACAUCUGGGUAAACUGCACCGAGGGCACACCACCUAACAACUGGGUGAGUGUGUUUGGAAACUCCAGCUGGACGUAUGAUGAAGUUCGAGGACAGUGCUACUAUCACCAAUUCCUCAAAGAACAGCCAGAUCUCAACUUCCGCAACCCUGACGUGGUGAAGGAGAUGACGGAUAUAAUCCAUUUCUGGUUGAAAAAGGGGGUGGAUGGAUUUCGCAUGGAUGCUGUCAAGCACAUUCUCGAAGCUGCGCAUUUGAGGAACGAACCCCAGGUUGAUCCAGACCAACCUCCUGACACUGUGGAUACAGAAUUUGAGCUGCAUCACGACUAUACAUACACACAGCUGGGCCUGCAUGACAUCCUCCGAAGCUGGAGAGUGGUCAUGGAUGAAUACAGUCGAGAACCAGGACGAUAUCGGUUCAUGGUGACAGAGUCUUAUGAUUAUGAAGAGAUUGAAAAGACCAUGAUGUAUUACGGAACCAGUUUUGUCAAUGAAGCCGACUUCUCAUUUAACUUCUAUCUGCUGGACCUUCCUGACGGCCUGUCUGGAAUAAGAGCCAAGCAACUGGUUGAACUGUGGAUGUCCAAUAUGCCUAAAGGGAAAUGGCCAAACUGGGUGGUAGGAAAUCAUGACAAACCACGAAUGAGCUCCAGAACCGGUCAGGAAUACAUCCGAGCAAUCAACAUGCUUUUACUGACACUGCCUGGAACUCCAACUACGUACUAUGGGGAGGAGAUUGGCAUGGAGAAUGUCAAUGUUUCGGUCAUCCAGGAUCCUUUUGGGAAGUUUGACCCUAACAACAGUCGGGAUCCACAGAGGACACCUAUGCAGUGGAGUAACGGACUCAAUGCCGGCUUUAGUGAUAGUAAAAAUGGUACCUGGUUGGAUGUAGGACCAAACUUCGAAACUGUUAAUGUACAGAUUCAAACAGGCAACUCUACCUCGGUGCUGGAAAAGUACCGCGCUCUGGCUCAGCUCAGAGAAAAGGAGGUCUGCCUGACUCGAGGCUGGCUCUGCUACGUCUGGGAGGAUGCUAACGUGUUCGUCUUUUUGCGUGAGCUGGAUGGACUGAACCGAGCGUUCCUGGUAGUGCUUAACUUUGGUGAAGAUACGGAAACUAAUCUGUCAACAAUUUCAGAGCUGCCAGAUGAUCUAACUGUUCGCAUCAGUACAGUCCCUGGAACUCCCAGCAGCUUCUCCAAAUCCAAAAUCACAACCUCAAAGGGGCAGGGACUGUUGCUGCAGUACUCCACCAGUACACGCUUCCAUCCAGGCCAUGCAUCGGAGUGCUAUGUCUCUGAAAAGGCCUGCUACCUAAGUGCUUUUGAUAUUUUGUAUAAGUGCUAAAAAGGCAAGAUGUAAGAGAGCAUAAUGAGCAAGUUUAGCUGCUUUGAUGUUUGAAUUUGCCUAAAUCAAUACACAGAUGUUCCUAGAGUAAAAAGAACCAUGGAUCUGGUUUAAAUGUAUUUUUACCAAACUAAUUAUUUAUUUCCAUAUAAUCUAGGUAAAAUUACAAACUAUAGCAGCAAUACUCUCAAUCCAAAGUCUUGAAACGUUUCACAUUUGUCAAUAAUAAAGUGCUUUUACUGCACACCAUUUAAAAGUAAUUUACUGGAAAGGUAAAUGACUUUUACCUCAAAAUUGGCUGUGUUUGAGAGAGAGAAGGUUGAACGUGUUCUGUUUCCACUUCUGCCUUUAUAUGCAAUCUCUGGGACUGAUCCAUGCACCUGUGUAAGUUUGGGGGAGCUCUCUACUCUCUAUGCAGUAUGGCUCUGUGUGGGAACCAAACACUGGCAACUUUUGGAUGCCCCACACCCCCACCCUUUCAUCUCCCAAUGUAGUAAUUUCCAAUUCCUAAUUGUGAAUCCACUGCCGCUUGCACAAGCCCCGGUCUGAUCAAGGACAGCCUCCUCAGACAAAUGUCCAAUCUGAAGCGGCUUCUUAUCACCUGCCAGUGUUGGGUUCCCAUACAGAGCCAUACUGUGUUAAAGAGCUCCUUCCACCCUCCACCAAACACAGGCGCAUGGACCAGUCCCAGAGAUCGCAAAUUACAGCAGAAGUGGGAGGAGACCCCCAGCCAACCUUCCCUCCCCCAAACACAGUCAAUUGCCAGGUUGGUGGUUCAGCUGAGAUUCAAAUUCGACAGACUCCGUAGUGGUGUGCUAGUGCAGUAGACUGCAGUGCCACCUGAGCACCCCUAAUACAAUUCUUGUUCUAAGUUCGUCUUUUAAAAAAAAGGCCCGGGUGGAGCCGCCGCAGAUGCAGAUCUUGGUGGUAGUAGCAAAUAUUCAAACGAGAGCUUUGAAGGCCGAAGUGGAGAACAGCAAUUGAACAUGGGUCAGUCGGUCCUAAGGGAUGGACGAACGCCGUCCGGAAGGGUGGGGCGAAGGCCUUCCUUUGCCUCCGGUCGAUCGAAAGGGAGUCAGGUUCAGAUCGUUUUUUUAUUUUGUAUUUUAUUUAUGCAUUUUCUCCUAAUUUAGCAUAGUCAAUUUGUCUUCCGCUGCUGAGGGAUCCCUGAUUGCAGUCGAGGUGGGUAUAUUGCAGCUCACGGCUUGCACGCAGCCCUUUGCAGAACCCCUUUUCACCUAUGCACUCUGCACAGACGCCUCUUUAUCUGCCAAUCAGGGUCCUUGCACAGCGUUUGAAGACCCCACCCACAUAGUCCGGCAUCCUGCCCUAGCAGAACUGUGUCUGCUGCAGGCACUGCCAAUUACGCCUGCUAGAUGGCGCCCAGCUGACCGGUGGCAACGCCGAGUUUCGAACCGAGGAGUUCAGAGUCUCGGCGCUGGUGUGCUAGCGGAAUAUCCCGCUGCGCCAUUUCAGAUUGUAAACAACAAUUGAUACAUUACUGUUUUAACUACCACAGUUAUCCCUGUUUUUGACAUCCUUCAAGAUUUAAACAGUAAUAUGUCCUCAGAAUGAACUAACCUGUCUGCAAAUGGAAAAGAUUCCAUUCUGUGGGAUUUGCUCUUGCAACAAGACUUUCCUGACAAAUGUGUGAGCUUUUAAAACCAGCUAAAAAUCCAUUUAAAUUCUGCAAGUUAUAGUAACAUGAAGCUGGGAAAUAAUUGAAGAAACUGGUGAAAUGGAAUUAAAUGCUUUUAAGUGUUAAAGUGGCCAUAAAUAUCAUGAUUUACUUGCUGGGC
Molecule: messenger RNA, 4006 nt
Organism: Trichomycterus rosablanca
Lineage: Eukaryota; Metazoa; Chordata; Actinopteri; Siluriformes; Trichomycteridae
Gene: slc3a1
Product: solute carrier family 3 member 1
Exons: 10
Coding region: 162-2207 (681 amino acids)
Biological process (GO): amino acid transport; carbohydrate metabolic process
Source: RefSeq, a predicted model, not a curated record